CCCGCUGUGGCGGCGGCAACAUGGCGGACGUGUUAAGUGUCGGCGUGAACCUGGAAGCCUUUGCCCAGGCCAUCAGUGCCAUCCAGGCGCUGCGCUCCAGCGUGAGCAGGGUGUUCGACUGCCUGAAGGAUGGCAUGCGGAACAAGGAGACGCUGGAGGGCCGGGAGAAGGCCUUCAUUGCGCACUUCCAGGACAACUUGCAUUCGGUCAACCGGGACCUCAAUGAGCUGGAACGUCUGAGCAACUUGGUCGGCAAGCCUUCUGAGAACCAUCCUCUCCAUAACAGUGGGCUGUUGAGUCUGGAUCCCGUGCAGGACAAAACCCCUCUCUACAGUCAGCUCCUUCAGGCAUAUAAAUGGUCAAACAAGUUGCAGUACCAUGCAGGUCUGGCAUCUGGCCUUUUGAAUCAACAGUCGUUGAAACGUUCUGCUAACCAGAUGGGAGUAUCUGCUAAACGUAGACCAAAGGCUCAACCCACGACUCUCGUCUUACCGCCUCAAUAUGUUGACGACGUGAUUAGCCGCAUUGACAGGAUGUUCCCUGAAAUGUCCAUCCACUUAUCCAGACCCAAUGGGACGUCCGCCAUGCUUCUCGUGACCUUGGGAAAGGUGUUGAAAGUGAUCGUCGUCAUGCGGAGCCUAUUCAUUGAUCGAACGAUAGUAAAGGGCUAUAAUGAAAACGUCUACACAGAAGAUGGCAAGCUUGAUAUAUGGUCCAAAUCCAACUAUCAAGUAUUCCAGAAGGUGACGGACCAUGCCACCACCGCCCUGCUCCACUACCAGCUGCCCCAGAUGCCUGACGUCGUGGUCCGAUCCUUCAUGACCUGGUUAAGAAGUUACAUAAAGCUGUUCCAGGCCCCGUGCCAGCGCUGCGGGAAGUUUCUGCAAGAUGGCCUUCCCCCGACGUGGAGGGAUUUCCGAACCCUCGAAGCCUUCCACGACACCUGCCGGCAGUGACCCUGCCCCAGCCCCGGGCCAGCCCGCAGACCCCCAUCCAGCACCUUCCCAGACAAGCCCUCAGUCAUAGUGAUGGCUCAGACGUGUCUUCGCGGCCCGGAUAGCAGUAGCGCCACCCGCUCACUUCCGCAAAACAGCACGUCGUGCGCUAAGGCCGAACUUGAAGAGCAGACUCAGUCUUCGUUAAUGGGACUGUUGUACACCUGAGCUGGCGCGUGGAAGGCAAGGGGACCGUCUUAGGACUCACUAUACGGAAGUUAGGCCGCAUGUUCUCCCGUGAAUGUUCGCAAUACCAGUCCAUUGACCCGCCUGGAUCCAUGUUCUAAGUCAUUUUAUAGUUGGAAUGAGCCUUUGUGUCGUGCUGAGUUUUUUGGUUUGUUCCAUAACUUAUUUUUAUAAGGAAUAAACCUUUUGUACCCAGGACAA
Messenger RNA from Balaenoptera ricei (Rice's whale), 1382 nucleotides. RefSeq names its product mediator complex subunit 27 (gene MED27). The coding region runs from base 21 to 956 and encodes 311 amino acids. Gene Ontology annotation, cellular component: mediator complex. The record is from RefSeq and is a predicted model, not a curated record. Gene Ontology annotation, molecular function: transcription coactivator activity. Gene Ontology annotation, biological process: regulation of transcription by RNA polymerase II. The transcript has 8 exons. Lineage: Eukaryota; Metazoa; Chordata; Mammalia; Artiodactyla; Balaenopteridae.